CGCGUGUUUCGCAUCGCGGGUUAAAGCGCCACGACUAUCGUAUAUAUACGAUACAAUCAUACAUAUAUGUAUAAAUAACGAUACAUACCCACAUGUAUGAUACGCGUAACGCAGUGCAGUGAGAGAAAUUUAUCCGCGUUGUGUUUUAACAGAUGCAUACGUGUGUACUUUUGUACAUAUUUAUGAAUGUGUGCACGCACACGUGAUUCAUGCAUGUAUAAUAACGUGCACAUUAUAAAACUCACGAGAGUUACGCAAGUGCCUGACGUACCGCGGUUCUGUGUUUGCAAUUUUAAUUUUCCUUGAUUCGUUCGCCAAGAAGCCCCGAAGCAGCUGCGCAUUGGAUUUAUUUAAUUUGUGUAUUUUUAUACAUAUGUAUGUGUAUUACACGAUGUAUAUAUGCGUACGUAAUUUGGGAUUAUCAUCACGUCGCUGUCAUUACGAUUAAGAUGAUAACGAUGGAUGCUGCAUACGGGACGAGAUCGUAGAGGGUGGAGGAGGUGUGCCGCGUGUAUCGCUUGUCGGCACUUCUGACAGGAUCAGGAUUAUAAUAAUAUACACGCUCUGACCUUCGACCGGUGAGAAAGAGGCGAUACGAGGCUUUUGUCUGCUGCAGCUCGGGAAGCGUGAACUUUGUACUACCAUGGAUAACGCAUGAAGGAUAAAUCGGUUCGGAAACUCGAAUUUCUCGGCAUGAAAAUAUCCGUACCAGCGAUUUUAAUGAACGAGAAAUGGAGAUAGUCAAAAGCCGGCUGAUCGCAUGCGAGGAAGAGAUAAUUGAUACAUUGAAACGUCGACUACGAUGAUUUCGCUACCCCGAAACCUAGCCGCUACGUAGCGAGACUCUGCUCCGGGUUAAACGGCACACAGUAUGCCGUAUGUGCGACAACUUCUCGGGUUUCUCGCCCUGAUCUUGGGGGCGAGUUUUGCCUGGGGUUUUGUAGCCAGCGAACCGCGCCCUCCGUGUCACGUUUACAACGCCGUUACGCGGUGUUACAACGUCCAGAUACCGGAUUUGGAGAAUUACCUGCUCGAUAUCGAAGAGGAGGCCAGCCACACGCUCGAGAUAACGCAUUCGAACUUGAGCGUGCUCAGCAGGGAGCCGUUCCACGUUAAGAGGAACUGGGAGGUGUUGUACAUGGCGACAAACGGCAUCGCCGAAAUCGAGUACGACGCAUUUAUGAAGCUGGAAAAGGUGAUAACGAUAAACCUCGAACGAAAUCUGCUGACGUCGCUGAAUCCCAGGACGUUCACCUACUGUUAUUUACUCGUUAAGUUAAUAUUAAGCUACAACCCGUUGACGUUGAGCGACGAGGAAUCGUUCCUUGAGGCGAACCAGCUCCAGUACCUCGACAUCUCGUUCACCGACGUGAAGAACCUGCCGCUGAACACCUUCAAGUUUCUCCUCAAACUGAGGUACCUGAACAUCUCAAACAACCAGCUCGAGGUACUCGACAACGAGGUAUUCGCCCCUCUCCUCCACCUCGAGGUCCUAGACAUCAACAACAACAACUUCAAGGUAAUCGACUACAAGGUAUUCUCGAUCCACAGCCUGACCCACCUCUACAACGACUGGGUCUGCGACUGCAACUUCAAGAUCGUGUUCUACAGAAUAUUCGAGAAUGUCACCCUCGCUCACGACGCGGUGCGAUGCUCGGAGAACGGCACUUGGACGGAGAUGAAGGCCCUCGAAUGCAGCCACUACGUGCCCAACAAAACCCUCUACAACAACCUCGAGGAGUACUGGGCGGCAACCGGGGUCGGGAAGCAGAUUUCACCGAUCGAGGAGACCGUCAUACCUCCCGACAUACUGCUAGUCAUUCUCUCAUCCGUGAUCGUUUUCCUAAUACUGAUACUCACCCUGGUCCUGUUAUGCUGGUGUCGGACGAGGAACAAGGUGAAGAUCAAUCAUCCCGAGGAGCACAGCUUGGACACCAGCUGGCAGUACGGCACUGUCUCGUUGCACAGGGCCGGCUACGAUCCUGGCAAAGGUGCGAGUGCCGGUACCCCGACCGUGUCGGCGCCGAUCCUUCAGAACUCGACGAUCGAGGGAAUACCGAUGACGAGUAUAAGGCCCACCGCCCCGAGGAUGGCCGACGUUUAUCAGAGGAUAGAUCCAGGGGAGCAUGACGUUAGCUAUUCCGAUCAGGAAGCCGACGACGUUGCCUUGUACGAACGGAUGCAUUGAUAACGUCCGAGUUUGACGCGUUUGCAGGAUGAUAUCACCUUUAAAAUUUUUCUUCCCUUAAUAAUAAUAAUAAUAACAACAACAACAACAACGAUAAUAUUAAUAAUGAGUAUUGUGAUAAUAUGAAAGAAAAGAAAGAAUUGCGUUUAAGUAAGCUUACCCUUUUCCUCCGCCCUUUCAAGUGUCUCAACGAGGACUGUUUUCACAUGACUUGAUACUCCAGAUUUUUUUUUUCGCUUGUUUUAUUUCUUCGUUGUUUCUCCUGCGGCGUAACGGCAGGAAAUUGCGUCACUGAUAUUAGAUUUCCGGUCAGAUCGCUUCGGGUUCAACCACUGCCUCCUUUCUUAGAAAUACCUCGGGUUGUAUUCUCGUCAUACUUAUCAAGUUUUUUGAAUGCGUAUUUCUUCCUGUAGAGCACGGUGUGGAUUUAUCUCUUUUCCGGUUCUCUGCAGAAGUUAUAUAUAGUUAUCUUGCUGGACUUUGACGCCUGACGUAGACUUCGCCCGAUGAGUUAUCCGCUGGCGUUUGACUAUCUAGAAAGAAACUUGCGAUAAAUCAACAGUCGUGUUUAUUCGGUAAAUACAAGCACACGAAUGACUGUGAGCUACAGAACAGGGUAUGAAGAUGAUCGAAGGAAAAAUUGCAAGGUCGAGAACGGAAGAAUCGUGUCGAGGGGCGUAAUUAAUAAAUUGUAAUUUAACGCGUAACUGACUUUAAAUCGGCUAUCCAACACCCCUGAUAAUCAUUUCGGAAGGGAUCUAUGCAUGCAUUUUUACGAUAAUCACGCUCUUGUUCCAAAUGUACUAACCGAGUCGUGCGCAGACCGAUGGAUUCUCAGAUAUAUAAAUACCCUAAAGCUUCGAAAAUCGUUCCUGGCUUCCUGCUGCACUAAUUCGUUUAAAUAUUAUCCUUUAUCGUGAUUAAUGAUUGCAUAAAGGAACGAAAUUUAUGGAGAUAGGUAACGAUAUCGGUCUUUUUACCGCUGCCUCGAAAGGUUCACUGGCGGAUCAAGAACCUCGACUCGAGUCCUCAACCUCGUUACAACAGCUUAGAGACAUUGCCGCUGUAUUUGAUUUUCUAUAUUGCUCUGCAAAAGAAAUUAGAACGUCACGAGCCUCGAUCGAGGAUCUCAAAAGUAACCGAUUGGGUCUCAUUCUGCAAUCCUGUGCUCGAAGGGGAACGAUUUGAAUUCGAAUCACUUAUCGUUAGCCGUAGUACCUAAUACUCGCGAACGUGUGACGAAAGUUUGUUCGAACAGGCUCGAGGAAAUUUUGUUUCUUCGUAUUUUGCUUAUUCGUAUUCAAUUCUCAUUUUUCAUUACUGAUUUAAUUCUCUUUUCUAAAUAACUAAUUUCUAAAAAUAGGAAUAACCUAGAUGAAGAUAACAACAAUUAUUCGUGCGAACAUCCGUUCGCCACGUGAAAAGAGUCAAUUUUUACGCACGAUAUUGAUAAGUUGUAAUAUUACAUUGUAUUGUUAAGAAAAUUUUAACUGAAUUCUUCGAACAAAGAAAUUCUUUAUGGGGAGACUGAUGCAGCCUGCGCAAUGAAACUCGGUUUUACUGACCUACUUGGCGGAAAUAUAGUCUGUAAGUUACAUACUAUACAUAAAUAAAUACACAUCAAUACAUAUGCGAUAAUCGGAAUGUGUAUUAUUAAAAUGAAGAUGUAUAAUAAAAAUAAUUAUUAUUACAUGUAUGUUAAUAUAAUUAUGAUUGAAUAUAGUAUCCAGUGUCGGUGAAACGUGAAUAUAAUAUAUAAUUACACAUAGGUAUAUAUAUAUAUAUAUGUGUGUGUGUGUGUGUGUGUGUGUGUGUGUAUGGAAAAAAUUUCUCCGCUGUGUGCCUACAUAUCGCGAUCCCGUGGAGUUAUUUUCUAGUGACGAUUUAUUGUCAAGACCCGUGUCCAAUAUUUCCUGAUUGUCAAUUAUCAUCUUUUUUCACGCGUUCCAAAAAAUGUCGUAUCAGUUGAACCAACAAUAUUACAAUAUUAAACUAGAAAUUGCAGAGAUUUUCUUUCAACGCGUAGAGGUUAAUUAAUACCCCCGAAAUAACACCACGGAAUUAAAAUGUAAAUAAUCAUUAAAUUAAUGUAAUUAAGAGAUGCACAGACGAUGUACUAGUUCCUAAUUACCUUUAUACAUAUAACCCACUUCCGAAAAACUAAUCCUCAUUGAAAAAAAAAGAAAAAAGAAAAAAAGGUAACGAGCAAAUGAAAACGGAAUAACGAGUUACCCCAAUAUUUGUCUCUAAUAAUAAUAACAAUAACAAUAAUAAUAAUAAUAAUAAUAGUGAUAAUAAUAACGAUACUUGACUCACCAACGUAAAAUUACACUCGAGGGGAGAGAUAUUUCUUUUACUUUUUCCCUUCUGGUAAUUUUUUUAACCGCGGUCACUUGACCUUAAUUGGCAUGUUUUAGAUACGUUCUACCUUGCGAUAUUUUUCUACCAGCAGGCGAAAACAAAAAUGAUUGUUGGACAAACUCUUAUACAGAUCUCGAUUCAUUCCAUUGUACUUUCUCACCUCUGUGUACAACGUCAACGUUUCGUACAAAAAGCGGGUCAAGGGUUAUAAUUUUUGUACAAAUUAUUCGUACUUCAAUGUAUUUUUUAAAUUUAUUGUGUUCUUCAAAAAAAUACUUGAUUAAUGUGUAACGAGAGCUUUCGACGGUUGCAUAAUUGCCAGAUAUUUUCUUUACAUUUUUAUACUUCAUCGUUUCAUCGUCCGUUGCCCCAAGAUAAAUAUCAUUUCCGUCUGAUACGAUGGAUCAAAAAAAAAAACUCUUUCCUAAACCUUGAACUCUUUCUCUCUCUCUCUUUCCCCCUCCCUGUCUAUAAUACACCUCUACGCUAGACGUAAUACUUAUACAUAUUUACGUGUGGAAUGUUGAAAUUUGUCGAAAAAACGCCUAAAUAUACUUUAAAAUACGCCUGGGUCUAUCCUACCUAUCUUUGUUGUGUAAAUUCUUUAAUAGAAUCAAACUGUAAAUGAAAGUAAAUCUUCUCUCUUCCAUCCGUAUUUGAAAAAAUUGAACGAAUAAAGAAUAUGUACCUAAAUAUACGAUUAAUUAC
Neodiprion fabricii is the source of this 5257-nucleotide messenger RNA. RefSeq names its product leucine-rich repeat-containing protein 15-like. The transcript has 5 exons. Bases 872 to 2188 code for a protein of 438 amino acids. Gene Ontology annotation, cellular component: extracellular matrix. The record is from RefSeq and is a predicted model, not a curated record. Gene Ontology annotation, molecular function: protein binding. NCBI's taxonomy places the organism in Eukaryota, Metazoa, Arthropoda, Insecta, Hymenoptera, Diprionidae.